UCCGACCUUUCUCAAGGACGCACGUUGAGAUCAGACGUGCUGCCCGUGACUUCGGGUGUAGGGACAGAGGAGCAAUCUCUCAUGGAACUCUACAAUACAGAGUAAACCUUUCAUUUUGAAAAAGAUCAGACCGUGACUCACAACUUGUUCCCCCCCUCCCUCCUGUCCCUUUACAAUGGCAUCAGCAGGUACGAAACGUCCUCUCUCUCCGCACGAAGACGAUCGUUCUCGACACGGCCACGGCGAGUCAUCUAGGUCGAGUCACCAUGAUCGAAAGGACAAGCCCAAAGAUUGGCGCGAUGCCUUCCUGGAUGAUGAACCUCGACGGCGGUCCAAGGAUCACAGGGUCAGGAGCAGGGAAGGAGACUACCAUCGCUCGCGAGAUGACAGGGACCCUAGAGAUGAGCGAUACAGACGGGAUAUGGACCGACGGGGCGGACGCUACGAGGACGACAGAAGAGGGGGUGGCGACAGACGCGGCGAUAUGAGUCGUCAUUAUGAUAGAGACUAUCGAGGAUCUCGCAGAGACACAACGGAUCAUCACCGAGAGCGUGAGCACAUCGGUGGCGAGAAAGUCUCUUCCCGACGCUAUGGUGACACGCGUGAUCGCAGGGACCAUGAUGAUGCCUCUGUAGACAGGGAGGACGGAGAGUGCGUCGCGAGUCAGUACACUGUCGAAUCAUCGCUGAUGAGCACGACAUCUAGGAUCGAAGGAUCUCCAGAGAAAAAGCAACACCCUUUGCCGGCUUCACCCAGUGCCUCAAGAGAUGUCUCAAAGAGUCCUCGAGAUCCCCGGCAAGCAUCCAGCAGUGCUCAGUCCAUGUCAAGAGGGAACUUCAAAUCUGUCUCGAUCCCAACUGGACCGAAAGGUGCUUCUUUUUCCUCUUCCAUGGGAGGUAUCUCAAAUGUCUUUGAUCGACGCGACCAGCGCGACGUUGGUCCUAGCAAUAACUCAAGUGGACAAUCAUCAGUACCAGAGGAGCCUAUUGUCACAUUGGAGGAAGAGACAGAUCCCGAAAAAAUCCUAGAGGAAAGACGAAGGAAGAGAGAGGAGAUCAUGGCCAGGUUCAAGGCAAAGACCAUGAAUGCAGCUCCCUCGCAGGCAGCUUCUGCGAUGGAUAGUCCAUCGACGGGCAACGGAGCUGAUAGUGUCACUACUGCGGGUAUGCAGACUGCAGAGCGAUCUGGAGCGGCCACCGGAACUACAACGGGUGAGUGAGAUGAGACUACUGCCAUGAACGCUGACUUGAAGCAGGUGCCACACUUCUUUUACGCCAUCUAGGCACCAAGUCCUCAACAGCAAACAUUGAGAGCAUUUCCACUCCAGUCAUUGCCUCUACACCUCAGGGUCAUGACCUUGAUCUAGCAAAGCACGGGGACGAAAAGUCGAGUUCAACACAACUCGUCGCGGG
Messenger RNA from Kockovaella imperatae, 1412 nucleotides. RefSeq lists its product as hypothetical. The transcript has a single exon. Bases 176 to 1219 code for a protein of 347 amino acids. Lineage: Eukaryota; Fungi; Basidiomycota; Tremellomycetes; Tremellales; Cuniculitremaceae. The record is from RefSeq and is a predicted model, not a curated record.